CCUUUUGCCAACUCUGAUUCUCGGUCCAAUGAGACGGAGGUGAGACCCCCCAGGAGGCCGAGGGUGGCUUGGCAGGCGUGGAAUCCAGAAGAGGAAGAGGAGAACCAGGUGGAGAUCAUACGUCCACGUACUACCAUAUGGGAGCUGUGGAGAAAAGCGGCCAUUCUAUGCAUCGGUGAGUUUCUGAAGAGACAGGACAAGGAUGAGCGACAGAAAAUCAAAUUCCUGAGCAGCAUCUGCGUACUGUGCAAAUGCAAGGACACGUCGCUCGACUUGAAUACUUUCUGCCGAGAAAACCAGCUGGCAGAGAAUGUCCAGGCGCUGAUCGAUGAGGAGGCCAUGCACGCUUUGUGCUCAGUGAUAAAGCAGAAAGUCAUGCUGACCUUUGCUGACAUGAGCACUGUGGAGACAGCACUGGAAGGCAAAACAGAGAGCAUCCUGAAUUCCUGCUUCAACAGUGUCUUCUUUUUGCCUCCGGAACUGGACGUACCAGAAGAGGAGCAAACUCUCUACACUAAGACCAUGAUUGCCAUGAACGUCAUGCUGCGAGCCUUGGUGCACAACUGCCCCAGCUCCAGAAUGAGGGAGGAGAUGUGCAGCAUCUUUCAGGCUCUGCUCCACUUCUUCCACUCCCAGCACAUGCACGUUCGUACGAGAGCCCUGUACGGGGUUUUACGGAUGAUCACGGACUUUAUAGAAAAAGACUGGUACUGCGCUGCAAAUUGCGGGUUUAUAUAUGAGUCACUCAUCGAGGUCUACUUCCCAAUCCUGGGACAGCUGCUGGGUCACCUCUGCCUUUUCAGUUGUGGCCAACAUGCCACCAGAGUUCCAGCUACAGAUGCUCUUUAUCGCCUCUAUGCAUUUGUCAAACGCGAUAGAAGAACAGCCCUGACAGAGGAGAUGGAAAAGUACGUGCAUCUCCGGGAGAAGCUGCAGGAUACUAAUUUUGCAUGCGAUAACUUGUGCAGUCCCAGUGAUUGUGCCAAGGUAACCUUCUGCCUUGCUGAGGAUCUCGUCCACAGCAUCAGCAGGAAAUGUUUGUGAGCAAAGGGAGUGUCACGGCAGCAGAUCCAGCCCUCCAGGCUGUCAGCAAGCCCUUCUUACCGACUGCCCAUGC
Messenger RNA from Gallus gallus (chicken), 1117 nucleotides. Its product is annotated as maestro heat-like repeat-containing protein family member 7. The record is from RefSeq and is a predicted model, not a curated record. The coding region runs from base 340 to 1044 and encodes 234 amino acids. Gene Ontology annotation, cellular component: cytoplasm. Lineage: Eukaryota; Metazoa; Chordata; Aves; Galliformes; Phasianidae. The transcript is spliced from 9 exons.